UAGAAUCAAACAUUUGUCAUUAACCAUUCUAACUUGUGCCACAGAAAUGAACAUGAGCAUUGUGUGUAUAAUCUUUCUAGGAAUAUUCUGUAAUUUGAAUAUUUGUGACAUGAAAGAAUGUGGCAAAGCAGACAACAAGCGACUCCUGCUUCAUUCGGAAUCUGACGUGAUGAAUGAGUUAUUGAAACUCAAAUCUGAACUAGCUAAUCUGACGUCAGACAACAAUGCUUUGAAAAUGCAGGUAACAGAACUGCAGUCAAAAGUCAACCAUCUGGAACAAUCUGAUGUGGCGUCCGUGCACACUCGGGUGGGCAGACUUGAACAGUCUUUAAACAAUGUUAUAAAUGGAUUAGGAAACUUAACUCAGGACAUGACAGGUAGCACUUACAUAAGAUGGGGUAAAAAUAGUUGCUCAAGUGAUUCAGAGGUGAUUUACCAAGGAUACAUUGCUGGGAAGUAUAGCUCGGAUCCAGGGAGCGGAACUAACCAUCUUUGUCUACCUAAUGACCCGACAUGGGCAAACUAUGACAACAUUACAACCAGCUGGAGAGGUACUCUUUUCGGUACAGAGAUUAAUCUUCAAGAACCAAAUCCCAUAUUUGAAUAUCCGGUAAACAACCAAGACCUCCCGUGCACAGUCUGUAAAUCUAAGCGUACAACCUCAUUGAUGAUACCUGCAAGAAAGAACUGUUACACUGGAUGGACAUUGGAGUAUUGGGGAUAUCUGAUGACGUCAGCAUAUACGACCUUAAGACUGCCUCAGACCAUAUUUGUCUAGACGCCAAACCAGAUUUCAACCCCCAUGGUGCACAAAAUGACGACCAACAUGUUAUUUAUCCAGUUGAAGGGCGCUGUGGAUCCCUUCCGUGUCCGCCAUAUGUAAACGGGCGUGAACUUACUUGCGUCGUGUGUUCAAAAUAAACGUCUUGAUUUGUGAGAGUUUUUGUCUCUACAAUUUAUGUGGUAGAGCUACUUAAGUCAGAGGUUAUUAUCAAUGAAAGCGCAAAAAAAAUAGAAAAAGGGUAUGUAACUGUUAGCAACAUAUACAUAUACAGUUACUUACCUUUUUCUGAUUUUCAUUCGGUAGCUUACACCAUAUGCUUCUAGCGUAGUAUACAUGCCCGCCUGUUGCCCGCUAACCAACGGAUUUAACAGAUCGGUACGGUGACACACAGGUGACAUGUGAAUGUUUUUACUUAUCUCGCGCGCACGACGCACGAGAUACUAUCUCGUGCGCACAAUAAGUAAGUUGUGCACACGAGCUAAUUAAGUCAUGCACAAGAGUUACUUUGUCGUGAGCACGAGAUACUAUGACGUGCGCACGAGAUAUUAUGCCGUGCACACGAGUUACUUAUUAAAUCAUGUGCAAGUUACUAUGUCGUGAGCACGAGAUAAAGUCAUGUGUCGCCCUUUCUUAUUUUUAUUGAUGAAGCUGUGAGAAAUUACAUUAAACUUUUUAAUAGUGCUAUUUCAAUGUUGAAUUUGUCGCAUGCUUAAGAAUAAAUAAUUAUCAAAAAAUGACUGAAUUUUGUCAAAUUAGCAUUUCAAGGUUUCAUUUUUCAUUACCAGAUUGUUAUAAAAUAGAAUCAUGCUAAAUAUCAAUUAAUUUUGUUUAUUUAUGCACUCAUCAACAUUAAAGUUAUAAUUAUUUAUAUUUACUUAUUAAAGAUCCUGCAUGUUUUGUGAUUGAUAUUGUUACUGUGUGUAUACCACACUUGCAAAAAAUUACAUAUGUAUAUAAUUAUGCAAAUACAAUGUAAAACAAUUUUCAAACAUCAAAGAAUAUGUAAAAUGUGUACGGCAAAUAUUUGUGCACAUUAUAUUUAAUCAAUAAAUUACAUGCAUUCAUUUCUUAUUGGAAAAUUUGACUUAGAAUUUAUAGAAAAUAAAUUUCUAAUUACCUCCCUUUAUUUACAUGAAAUGUUAAAUUGGGUAAUAUCUUUAUAAAUAAUGCUUAUUGGAACUUAAAAUAUUGACAAAUCUUAAUUUGAGCAUCAUAUUUAUGAAAUAAAACCAUGAAAAAAUUGUGUUACAGGAUCUUUAAGUAAUUAAACAAUUAAGU
Messenger RNA from Ruditapes philippinarum (Manila clam), 2062 nucleotides. RefSeq lists its product as uncharacterized. NCBI's taxonomy places the organism in Eukaryota, Metazoa, Mollusca, Bivalvia, Venerida, Veneridae. The record is from RefSeq and is a predicted model, not a curated record. The transcript is spliced from 3 exons. The coding region runs from base 47 to 778 and encodes 243 amino acids.